AUGAUUCUUCGCGUGGCAGGCACGCCCCUCUCGCCCAAGCUCACUCAGAAGCUCGUUCUCAUCAUCUUGGCCGUCUUCAUUUCGGCGACAGCCCUUUCGAGGUAAUUGGGAAUAGCAGUAGUAGUCUCACCCAUCAUCAUGUGCACCCCAGGCAGCAUUCCGGUAUUCGAAUCCAUUUCGGCGGCAGAUUUCCGCUCUACCAUCCAACCCACCCGUCGUCCUGCCAUUCUUCGUGGGAUGCCCGUGGGGCCCUGUGUCCCAGCCUGGGCCGAUCUGGAGCAUUUGAAACGGCACACCCCCAAUGGACCGGUCCGAAUCCAUGUGACCACCCACGCUCACAUGGAUUUCCGGCGCAAGAAUUUCCAAUAUGGUACCUUGGAUUUUCAUACUUUACUGGAACGAGCCUCCCGCGAUCCUGAAGAGGCGAUAACUGAACCUUUUAUCGACCCAAGAGAGUUGUAUUACUUGCGAUCGGUUAGUCUGGACCCUCGGUCCCGAGAAACGGUGCGACUUGAGCGAGAUUUCCCGGAUUUGGCCCACGAGUUUCGGCUCCCGGAGUUUUUCCCACCGGAUCGGUUCUUCUCGAGUGUUUUGCGAGUCUCUUCGCCCGGAGUCCGGGUUUGGACCCAUUAUGAUGUGCUCGAUAAUGUCUAUGUGCAGGUGGUGGGUCGGAAGAGAGCUGUGAUGUGGGCACCGUCGGAUGCUUUGAAUUUGUACUUGGAUGGGGAUAAGUCGCGGGUAGUGGAUAUCGAUCAACCGGACUUGGCCGCUUUUCCCAAAUUCGCUCAGGCCACUCCGUUUGAAGGUUGGCUCGAGCCGGGGGAUAUUCUCUUUAUCCCGGCCAUGUGGUUUCACAAUAUGACUGCUCGAGAUUUUGGCGUGGCCGUGAAUGUGUUUUGGCAGAACUUGGAUCAGGGACUGUAUGACCGGAAAGAUCCGUAUGGCAACCGUGACCUUUUACCCGGAGCCAAAGCUCUUCGUAUGUUGGACAAUGUCAUGAAACAACUCGAAGAGCUCCCGGAGGAUCUCAAGGACUUUUAUGGACGCCAAUUGAUCGCCCGCAUAGAAAAGAAGUGUCUUUUGAACGAGAAAUGUCCGGAAUAAAAAACCGUUUUCAUCUCUUUA
Molecule: messenger RNA, 1125 nt
Organism: Tigriopus californicus
Lineage: Eukaryota; Metazoa; Arthropoda; Copepoda; Harpacticoida; Harpacticidae
Product: tRNA wybutosine-synthesizing protein 5-like
Exons: 1
Coding region: 139-1104 (321 amino acids)
Biological process (GO): wybutosine biosynthetic process
Molecular function (GO): tRNA binding; 2-oxoglutarate-dependent dioxygenase activity
Source: RefSeq, a predicted model, not a curated record